This is a messenger RNA of Leptosomus discolor (cuckoo roller), 913 nucleotides long. The record is from RefSeq and is a predicted model, not a curated record. Lineage: Eukaryota; Metazoa; Chordata; Aves; Leptosomiformes; Leptosomidae.
GUUCCUAAAGUUACUCACACUGAAUUCUGUCAAGGACGCACCAUGAGAUGGGCACUGGCAUGGAGUUUCUAUGAUGAUGUACAAGUACCUUCACCUCCUUCUAAAAGAAGAAAAUUAGAAAAACCGCGAAAACCGAUUACAUUUAUGGUCUUGGCUUCUACAGUCAAAGAGUUAUCCAUCAAAGCUGCAGCUAUGGGCUGGGAUGCUGUAGAAGCCAUUGCUGUGGUUAGAGCCUGGGUAGAGAAGAUCCUUACUGAUCUGAAGGUUCAGCAUAAACGUGUUCCCUGUGGAAAGGAUGAAGUUAGCCUGUUUGUGACUGCCAUUGAAAACUCCUGGAUUCAUCUGAGGCGAAAGAAACGAGAGAGAGUAAGGCAACUACGAGAACUUCCACGAGCUUCUGAAGAUGCUCUGCAAGCAAUGGAAGAGGAAAAAACCAGCCAGAAGAGUGUGAGCAACAAUUCGGACUGUGAAAACCCCAAGACUGAAGACUCUGAAACGGGGUUUAUGGCACCUGAUGAGGAUGUCCACUUGACUGCAGAUGACGAGCUAACGGAAGAGUCUGCUGCCAAAGAAGAACACAGUGAGCAUGUGAAGGAGGAGGAGACAGAAGCAAAGCAGGGAGAAACAUCACUUGGCAAAGGUUCUGGUAAUGCAAAGGAGGAACCUUGCCCUUCAGAGGAAGCCAGCAAUCUGACAGUUGAAAAAGAACAAAAUCCCAAAGAAACUAGUAGAUGUUUUCUCUUUAAGUGUUUGAUGAAUGUGAAGAAAGAAGGAAAUGAUGUAUUAGUAGAAAUGCACUGGGUUGAAGGACAGAACAGAGACUUGAUGAACCAGCUGUGCACAUACUUACGGAACCAAAUUCUUCGACUGGUUGCUAGUUAGCCCUUUUUCCUACUUUGGUAAAGUCAGUCCU